GCAGUGACUUGGGUGGCCGUGAUCGGAGCUUGCGGCAGGGCCGAGCUGUGGAUGGAGGCCUUGGGCUACUUGGAGAGACACCUGCUGGAUACCGCCAGAGAGCCGCCAAACGUCAUAGUGUACAGUGCCACCAUUAAGGCCUGCGAGAAGGCCUGUGAAUGGCAGCAUGCCCUCCUCCUGCUGGAAAAGUUGGAGAAGCAGAGCUUGGAGAAAAACAUUGUGUGCCAGAACACGGCGAUGAGCGCCUGUGCAAAGUCUGCGGUGUGGCAGCUGGCUGUGCAGCUCCUAGCAGCGAUCAAGGAGAAAGCGGACCUGGUGUCGUACACCGCGGCCAUUACCGCCUGCGACCGAGGAGGUCAGUGGCUUCAAGCGCUGGAGGUCUUUGCGCAGCUCUGCGCCAGUGCUAAGCGGCCUGACCUUGUUGCGUUCAACGCUGCGAUCAGUGCUUGCAAGGAGGGCCAUGGCGCUGAAGCAAGGGUGCUUUAUGCACAGAUGAGGGACUCGAAGCUGAAGGCAAACGAUAUCACGUGUACAUCCCUCAUCGCCGCCUGCUCCUCUGAGUGGCAGCAUGCGUUGGCCUUCUAUUCCCAGCAGUUCUACCACAGAAAGAACCAAGACAUCUUCGCGACCAGCGCCGCGAUCAACGCCUGCACAGAGGGCCUCCAGUGGCAGAGAUCUUUGCAGCUCUUUGCAGAAUUCAAGGAGGGCAGCCAAGCCACCCUGGUGCUGUACAACGGAGCAAUAAGCGCGUACGCCCGUGCGCGGGAGUGGCGGGGGGCGCUUGCUCUGAUGCGAGAUCUUCGCCGCGAGGGCUUUGAUGCGAACGAGGUGACGUACAGCUCAGCAAUCUUGUCGUGCUCAGAUCCCGGUCUUUGGCAAUGGGCCCUGCGCCUCUUAGAAGAGAGCCGAGGGACGGUAGCUGGGGCCAACACGGUGGUGUACACCGCUGCCAUAGCAGCAUGUGCGCAGCAGUCUCAUUGGGGCCAGGCACUGGCCCUUGCCAACGAGAUGCUUUCAGGCAGCUUACCGCUGGACACCAGCGCCUACAACUGCAUCAUCAACGCUCUGGCCGAAGGUCAGCAGUGGCAGCAGUCACUGCACCACUUUGCUGACAUGCGCAGGGCUUCCUUCGAGGCGGACGAGGUCUCCUAUGGAGCGGCAAUCAAGGCGUGCGAGAGUGGCCAGAACUGGGAGUUAGCUCUUAGCUUGCUGGAGGAGUUGGAAGCCAGGUCUUUCAAGCCAGACCUGAUUGCCUGCAGCGCCGCCCUCAGCGCAUGCGAGAAGGGCGCGCAAUGGGAGUCUGCGCUAGGCCUUCUUGCGGACAUGGUGGCCAGACAGCUGACCAUGGACGUGGUGGCUUACUCUGCGGCUAUCAGUGCAUGUGAGAAGAGCAGUCGCUGGCAGGAGGGCCUGCAGCUGCUGUCCAGCUUGCAGUACGGCUAUGGGGAAGGUGACCGCAUCACGUACAACGCGAUCAUCAGCGCGUGCUGCAAGGGGUUGGCGAUGUCAGUGGCCCUGCAGCUCAUGGAGGAGAUGGAUGCAGCCUGGACGAGGCCUGACGAAGUCACCUUUGACACAGCGCUCCAGGCCUGUGCCCAUGAGGCCCGGUGGAAGAGCGCGCUCCUUCUCUUCGAGGACAUGAUGUCUAGGGGACUCCAAGCCGAUGCCGUUGCAUUGGGCGCUGUCAUCUCUGCUUGUGAGAAUGCUGCCACGCUGCCUGCAAGUUUGCCACGUCUUUUCUUGGGAAUGGAGGCGGGUUUCGAGCAAUCCUUGGCGGCUUUGGACGAGAGAGAAAAAAUGACCUGCUUGCCGCCGCUAUGGGAGACGCCCAUCGUCAACGUGCGCCUGGGCCAGGGACCCUUUGGCUUCGCUCGCCUCGCAGAUGCCAGGCUUGCAAGCACGGCCAUUGCCUUGGAAGAAAUGAUCGUGCACGGCAAGAAGGUGCAGAUCUGUCGCCCCAGCGGCUUCGCCAAUGUGGACGGCUCUGCUGAGAAGUCGCUGUAG
Molecule: messenger RNA, 2004 nt
Organism: Symbiodinium pilosum
Lineage: Eukaryota; Dinophyceae; Suessiales; Symbiodiniaceae
Source: the annotation of a GenBank genome assembly